AAAGAAUAUAGUGACGGAGCUCAAACGCAGUUCAGCCGUCAACAACAAACAGCAAACUACUUCUUGGGAACAUCUUAUGUUGAAGAUCUAGAAGGAACAGUCAAUACAGGGUCCAGAUAUUACAGAGGCUUGCACAUCAAUUAUUACAGCUUGCCUACAACGGACAGACACUGUUCUGACAUCAGCAAGUGCUUCAUGCCAGCUGCAAAAUUCAUUGACAAGGCCGUGAAUAAACCAGGGAGUAAGGUGUUGAUUUGCUGCAAGCAGGGUGUCGACCACUCUGCGACUCUGUUUCUGGCAUAUCUGAUGAUCUGCCAUGACAUGAUGGUGGAGGAUGCUAUUGAUCACGCCAUACAGUCGAGACGCAUCCAGCCCUCCAGAGACUUCCUGAAGAAGCUGAUGCUCCUCAAUGCUGACCUUGUGAACAAGCGAAAACUAAAGUUAGAGGACAUAAAAAAAGGCAAAAAGAGGAGAAAAUGGCAGCUAAAAAAAAAGUGUAGAAAUAUACUAAAAGAUAUACAAGAAAAUGUUCACAUCUAGAAAUGUCAAUAAAAUGAAUGGAUAAUGUCCUGAUAAUGA
This is a messenger RNA of Carassius auratus (goldfish), 579 nucleotides long. RefSeq names its product dual specificity phosphatase DUPD1-like. Gene Ontology annotation, cellular component: cytoplasm. Gene Ontology annotation, biological process: protein dephosphorylation; negative regulation of MAPK cascade. Gene Ontology annotation, molecular function: protein tyrosine/serine/threonine phosphatase activity; MAP kinase phosphatase activity. Lineage: Eukaryota; Metazoa; Chordata; Actinopteri; Cypriniformes; Cyprinidae. The annotation marks the transcript as partial. The record is from RefSeq and is a predicted model, not a curated record. The transcript is spliced from 2 exons.